Messenger RNA from Paramuricea clavata, 1260 nucleotides. NCBI's taxonomy places the organism in Eukaryota, Metazoa, Cnidaria, Anthozoa, Malacalcyonacea, Plexauridae. The record is from the annotation of a GenBank genome assembly.
AUGGAUCGCUUGCUGGGGAAAUCUAUCUACAUUCCAAACGAGGAUCUUUUGGGCUCAAUUCCUAACGGAAUAACUUUCUUCGAGGGAAUCUCUACAGAAUGCACUAGCAAGAUGGAAAAUCCGACUUUGAUCAAAGGGCAAUCCUUUCACCGAAACACUGAAAUUUUUUUCAAAAGCAUAGCAGCUGAAACAAAUUUGAAAGCUGAAGUAGCAAAAGUUUUCUCCCUUGGUUUUACUUUAGACGCGACAACCAAAAGUGUAAGUGGUAAUAAACGGUCGGUUAGCGGAACAUCUUUGAACAUCGCUAGAAAAGAUUUCGAUCUACAGUUCGCGUCUACCUGCCUUUACGAUACCAAUCUACAAGAUAGAGUGUUGGAAGAUUUCGCAAGUCUCCCAAUUGAGAUAUCCAAGCCAUGGUUCAAAGACUCGUGGAGGGAAUACGAUAUUUUUCUUCACACUCAUGGCUCACACGUAAUCACUGCUGUCACAUACGGUGCGAGUAUUGACCAGUACGCCUUCGGAGAAGAAUCUUCGUCUUACACAGAGAAGCAAUUUACAAUCAAGGCAUGUGCAGCUUUGCCAGGCGAGGCGAUUGGUGCGGCGGGUUUAUCUUUAUCAGCUUGCGCUGGAUUAAGCAAAAACGACAUGAAGGAUAUCACUAAUACAAAAAUGACAACUUCUAUUACAAUAAGAGGGGGGUCGCUCGAGACUCGAAACAGGCUACUUUCUGAUAAAUCAGCUGAUGUUAUCUUUAAAUUCCUCUCAGAAGGUGACACAAAUCCGGCUCCUAUUAGAUACAAACUUACACCAAUCUGGCAGGUUUUAAAUAGCCAGAAACAAGUCAAGCAGUCUAACCUUAACAGGGCUGUCCAAGCUGUUAACCUUCAAUACUACUUUGAUGGAUUCCUUAAUUUUGACUGUCCAUACAUACCUGCAGAUGACCGAGGUCCCUUUCUUCAAUUGUUCAAUUACGCCGAGCACUCUACACCAGAGCGCCCAGUAUUCCAGUGUACUAUUGCACCAGAAGGCUGCCAUAGCGAUAAAGACUGUCAUCGUCGGAUGGGCUGGGGAUGCAAAUGUUACGGUAAAUCGUGUAUACGUCACGAAACCGUGCCUCAGAAUUCUGAAAGCGCAAAACUCACCGCCGUUCGUUAUUAUAAAAAGGAUUGGGACGGCGACAAAACUUGUGGCCGGAAAACUACAGGUGGAAGCUGUAUUUGCAAAAACGAAAGGUUUAGCAGGAAGGUCAUUUUUGACUAA